AUGGCUGGGAGACACUGGCUGCUACUCCUGCUUCUGGGGGGAGUUCUGCGAGACAUGGGAAUCAAAGGACAACACAAUACAGCAGAUUCCCAGAUCCAGGACAGGGUGGACUCCAGGCUCCAGGUGACAUUUGUUACAACAAGAACAUCCGGCCUCAUCUUUCUGGCCAGUGGAGAGAAUCAAUAUCUGCUAGUGGAGCUUGCCAAUGGGACCAUAAGGGCCAAGCUGGACAAGGGGAACGGAGAGUCUGUGAUAAAUGCCAUAGGACAUAUAUCACAUUACAGUCUGGAAACCCAUAAACUAGAUUUGGUGGUCACAGAGUCCAAGAUGGCGAUUACUUUGGACAACCUUAAUAGCUCUGCGGAUCUCCUGUGGUCUCCAGAUACACUGAACUUUAACCAUGGACUUUUUUUGGGUGGUGUUGGUAAAAGUGACUCUAAUAAUCUCACAGAGAAUAUUCCCACAUUCUAUGGCUGCAUAGUGGAGGCUAGGUUUAACGGCAUUGAUCUGCUUUCUAAUCCUUUAGUAAAGCUUCAUGGACAGUGGGAGGGGUGCCAAUCAAUCCCUAUAUCCUCAAUGGCUAGAUCCUUUGGAUUCCUUGGACCACGAUCCUACUUGAUUUUCCCUGGCUGGGAUGCCAGCACUAAAAGUACCAUACAGCUGACACUAGUUACAUCCAGAGCAGGUCGUGCCCCCUUGCUUUAUCAAUCUGGACCACGAAGAUCAUAUUUUUACAUAGGUAUUGCUGGAGGGCACUUGCAAAUGAAUAUUGUAACAGGAGAAACUGUUGUCCAGAUUGAAAACAAUGUGUACAUCAGUGACAGUCGACCUCACAAGGUUAAGAUCUUGGUGGACAGUUCUGAAGUGCAGCUAGCAGUAGACAAGAGUCUUUCUAAACUACCCAUUGGAGAUUUGGAACAUGAGUUUGACUUCCAUGGGAACCUUUACUUGGGAGGUGUGGAUGAGACCAUUCUGGCCAAGAUGCGCGAUGGUCCUCUGGGUGACUUGUAUGCAGAUGAUAUGGAAUAUAGAUCCUUUAUUGGUUGCUUUGCAGAUUUGAUGGUGAACUCAGUAAAAAAGGGGCUGCGUGAUGCUAUGUUAACCAAAGAUGUCACAGCUGAAUGUCAUGACUAUGAAUAUGAUGACUAUAUAGAAUAUGAAGACACGAUCACACCUAUUCUCACAACUAUUGUCACGCCACUGAACAAGACUACACAUCUUGGCCAAUCUACCAUUUGUAAACCCAAUCCAAAUCAUCCUUAUAUCACUUCGCUAGUAAGUACUCAACCAUUGUCAGUCACAAGAGGGGAAUCUACCAUCUUGGAGUUAAGUAAUAUCCAACCCACAAUAGAUUUAGGCAAAAUAGGUAUUCGCAAGUCUCAAGUGGUGUUAAGUAUUGUUGGCAGUGCUCAACAUGGGUUGCUUGAACUUGAAAUCCCAGGUGCUGAGACCAGGAGAAAAUUUACACUACUUGAUGUGGCCCAUCGCAAAGUACACUAUAUUCAUGAUGGAUCUCAGUCCCACAAAGACAGGCUGAGUUUUGAAGUUUCUGUGACAAGUGGUAUAAACCUUCCAGAGUGCCUAAGGAAGGUACAACAACAUACUCUUGAAAUCAAUGUCCUUCCAGCAGUGACUCUGCCAAACUUAAUGUUUCCUAAAGGAAAGACACUUGGGAUAAUUUCACACAGGAUGUUGACUCUAACAACGGACAUAAUUCAAAUCACUGACACAGAUACAAAUUGUGACAAGGUGACCUUCUCCAUUUCUGGAAACUCUACUGAGGGCCAUGUAGAACUUAAACACAAACCUGGAGUAGCUGUCCGGGAAUUUUCCUGCAUGGACUUAAAAGAGGGGAAAGUAGUGUUUAUUCAUAAGUCUGGGAAUCAAGUACAGUUAACCAUACAGGUGCAUGGCAGAACAUCAACAAGUUUUUCAGCCAACUUUACUAUCCUUGCUCUGGAAGUCAUUGAAAGCAGGGAAGCAAAUCUCAUUGUCUCUCCAGGGGCAUCUGCACUCAUCACCUCUUCAUACCUCCCUAUAUUUACCAAUGCAGAAACUCUAGGGGUUGAAAUCAUAUACCAACUAGCUGAGCAUCCCAAGCUGGGGGAGGUUCAGAAGCUAACUGACAUGGGACAAUGGAAAAUCACUGAGGACUUCAAACUGAGUGACUUGAUUAGACAUAGUGUGAGGUACUUCAGCAAAGUUGCAGAUCUUCAUGGGGAGGAGAUGAAUGAUGAACUCGGCAUCCAAAUGAAGUUAGGGUCCCAAGUUGUGCAUAACAAGACAUUACAAGUAAAAAUAAGGGAGUCAAAUAUUCAGGUAAUAAGGAACAUCCCUCUGAGGGUGGGAAGAAAGCGUAAGGUUAAAAUCACUGAUAAGGUGCUGCAAGCAGAAAGUGUGGGAAUGGAUCUCAACCUCACAUCAUUAACCUACAUGAUCCUCCAGUCACCCAGGAAAGGCAAUUUGCAACUUGAGGGCCAGAGACUUACUGAAGGUUCCCAUUUUACCCAACAGGAUCUGCAGAACGGCCUUAUCAGUUAUGAAGCUACAGUCAGAAACACUGAGGAAAUGGAAGAUCAAUUUCAAUUCCAAGUUACAUUGGGAGCCCAGAUUUCCCCCGUCUAUACCCAUAAAAUUCUAAUUGGUGUAGACCCAGAUGCACCUGAACUUACCAAUCAACUGUUACAUGCACUAGAGGGUGAAGAAGUAGGAAUCACACCCGAACAUCUUUUCCUAAAGAGUGGCAAUAAUGUCAACUUUGUCUAUGAGGUUAUAGAUGGUCCUCAGCAUGGGGUGCUAAUUAGAAAAGAUAGUCAAAGGGAAGUUGGGAUAGUCGAGUUCACUAAUGAGGACAUCAUCAAGGGGCAGCUUGUUUACCAGCAUGAUGGGUCAGAGACAACAGAGGAUGACAUACCAUUUGUGGCAUCCAGACAACGAGAAGGUAGUGCUACUGAUACCAGUGGAGAAGAGGAAGAUGAUGAAGAAGAAGAGGAAGUGAUGAGAGGUGUUUUCCGUGUGUCAAUCCAGCUGGUCAAUGACAAUCCUCCCGUGCAGUUGGUGCGGAAGGUCUUUCACGUGGUCCGUGAUGGGCAGAAGCUUUUAACUACAAAUGAUAUUGCCUUUUCAGACCCGGACUUAGGGACAACAGAUGCACAGUUAGUUCUAGUAAGGUAUGGUGUACCAUUUGGCAAAAUUGUCUUGGUGGAUGACCCUUCACUAUUAGUUUUUCGAUUUACACAAGACGACCUUAGGAUGCACAGAAUCCUUUAUAUCCACAAUGGACCUGACCAGGGUUCCAUUCAAUUACAAGUAUCAGAUGGAUUAUACCACCUUACCACAGUCCUUGAGAUACAAGCAUCUGAUCCUUUUAUUCAAAUAGCUAACUUGACCAUGCUUACUAUUCCCUCUGGAGGCAGGGGGACUUUGACAGCUACAAGCCUCAAUCUAGAGACAAACUUGGAUAUACGUGAAGAAGAUGAAAUCAGGUACCAUAUCAUCUCUCCACCCAGGUGGGGAGAGCUUUUGAAAGGAGGGAAACCCACAGACUCUUUUUCGCAGCUUGACCUCGCAGAAGGACAAGUAGUUUAUCAGCACAGUGUGGAAGGCGCCAGAAGGGAUAAUUUCAGGAUCUCUGUUGAGGCUAACCAAGUUUUGGCAUUUGGAGAGAUUCAGGUACAAGUAGGCACUGAAAUUCCAGCUGUAACACCAAGAGUGAUUCACAAUGAGAAGGUGUAUGUUUUCCAAGAAGAAGCUGCAGAGAUCAAGAAGGAACAUCUUCUGGUCUCUGCUGAGGAUACAUUCCCACACAAAGUCAUUUACACUCUUACAGACCCUCCAGCUUUCGGAUACUUGGUGGCUGUUAGUACUGAGCCGUCUUCUGAUGGCUCAGCAAGUUUAGACUCUGUCCAGACAUUCACCCAGGAUGAUAUUAACCAGGGCAGAAUCAUGUACCUACAUUCAGCUUCAGAAAUGCUUCCUGAUCGUAUGACCCUAGAGGUGACUGUAGGUGGUGAGACAUCUCUGGAAAUCGUGGUUCUCAUAGAAAUUCUCCCGUUCUACAUUCCACUGGAGGUAACCGAGCUUAAGGUAAAAGAGGGAGAUAUAGCUACACUAACCACCGGCAUCCUACAGGUAUCCAGUGAGUAUUUUCUGGGACUCCAUCUGGAAUUUAUUAUCAUGUUCGCUCCUAGCAGAGGACGUAUAGUGAAUGCAGACAAGGAAGACCUGAGGACAUUCAGCUGGAAUGAGCUGGAUCAGGGGAGGGUAUUUUAUGAACAUGACGGCAGUGAGACCCUGAGUGACAAUUUCACCGUUGUGGUAAACGCUACAGAUAUCAACCAUCAGAGUCAACCGGUUACUAUCAAUGUGACGGUACAGGCAGUAAAUGAUGAGCGCCCACAUGUGGUCACCAACAGAGGCCUCGAGAUAUUGGAAGAAGAUACAGUGAACAUUGAUGCCCAGGUCCUGCAAACUAUCGAUGCGGACUCUCUCCCAGAAGAGCUGGUGUACUCCAUUCUGCCCCCAACAAAUGGGCAGUUAGUGCUAAAAGGAUCCAGUGGUGGGGUUUUGAGCUUCACACAGAAACAGGUGGACCAAGGAUUGUUGCAAUUUCAACAUAAAGGUCCUUUGGAUGGGGGAUUCUUCUUCACAGUCUCCGAUGGAGAGCAUCAAUCUUUGAGGAUUUUUUUCCAAAUCCAUGCCAUACCUUUUACGAUCACUAUGAAGUCCAUACAGAACCUCAUUGUUUGUCCACAAUCCUUUAAGCCAAUAACUAGCCAGCAUCUGAUGGCAGUAACAAACGAGAGAAAGGACCCACCCCCUGAACUGGUUUAUCACAUAGAGACACCUUUUCAGUUUGGUCAGGUUACACGAUUGAAAAAUGGAGAAGAGACAGCAAUAACUAACUUUACCCAGUCAGAGGUGGAUGCAAAUCUGAUAUAUUAUCAACAUGUUGCUUUGGACACCCCAUUUUGGACAGUGCAGGAUUAUAUCUCAUUCCAUGUGACAUCCUCUUACGUUGUGUCCCAGCGCUACAUCCUGAAUGUGACUGUGACAUUCCAGGGGCCCUGUCCCCACCUUCAGACGCGCCUCUGGAAGAACGCAGGUCUCACUGUCCUAGAAGGUGGCUCUUCCCCCAUCUCACGUACAACACUUGAUGCUUCAAACCUAUUGGCAAAUCGUGGCAUCUCCAGUAUCUCGCAUGAUGUAGUAUUUCUGGUCACCAGACUGCCUUCUCAAGGCCAUCUUUCUAUCCAGGGUUCGCCCCUUGACCCAGUGCGUCCACAUUUUUGGCAAUUUCACCUGGAGCAAGAAAGCCUUCUCUAUUCCCACACUGGGUCUGGUAUACUGGAGGACACCUUUGAAUUCAAAGCAUGGCUAUGGCCAAAGUUAAAAGCAUUUCAUGAACCACCCAGUGAUGUAGAUAAUAUAAUUAUUACAGAGACCCUUAAUAUUACCAUCAUCCCCACCCCCAACCAACCCCCUCUAAUGUCAACACCUUCUUCAUCCCUUAAUGUUGCACCAGGCUCACAUGCUGCCCUCUCCCCAGUUCACUUAUCUGUACAAGAUAGGUAUAGCCCACCAGAUAAGAUACUUUACACUGUUAUUGAUCUACCAGUAGGGAUUACUGUGACAAAACACGAUAACAUGUUGGUGCCAAUCUCACAUUUUACACAAGAUGAUCUUGCCAAACUAAACAUUGUCAUUGUGGCUAACAGCACUGCCAGUUCUGGUACCAUGCUUUUUAGUGUUGGGCAUCAGUCACCUACAAUAAUGAUGGUACCAGUGAAAGUACCUGCUGUGUAUAAAGCUGUUCUUGAGGUCCCACAAGCCCUGGGAACAUCAGUGUUGACAAUAGAUCAUGUUCCACCAGUGGUAGAAGGGAUGUCACAGGAGGUCUUGUAUAAGGUUACCAAGCAACCAACAUAUGGGCAGUUAAUUGCUGGGAAUGUGCCGGUGACAGAGUUUAGUUGGAAGCAGCUAAAGGAAGGAGAUGUAUUUUAUAUGUUUACAAGCUUCUCUUCUUCCUAUGAUGAGUUUAGGUUUCUUGCCAUGUCCUAUAGAGGUGAGGAAGUAGCUGGUCUAGUGGCAAUUAGCGUAUCUGGAAUGGCUAAGAUAGGAGAUCAAGAACUGUGGCCAAGAGGAUGUACAGUGAAACUUGGAAGAGAGACAGUUGAUGCAAGUGAGUUGGCCAUGCGUACAGCAAGUGUGCCGGAAUUCAGAGUCCUUCGCCAACCCCGUGGAGGGAGGUUGGUGAGGUUUCCUCAGAAGAAAGGCAAGGGAAAAGGCAAAACCACAGAUUCUUUCAAUCAGUUAGAACUAGAGAAAGGGUUGAUUGGAGUGGAACUAUGGGAAGAUGGACAAAGUGGUACAGAGAUACAAAGUGAUAGAAUCCAUAUGGAACUACGUGCAAACAGGGUGCCCCCUGCAAAUAUCACUGUGAGGUUUAGCACUAUAGCCUACAACUCAUCUUACCCAUACAGAGUAACUUUGCUAAGAGUCUUAGAGGUUUUGAAAACUACUCCAUAUCCAAUACAUCAGAUAUCUACCACAGCAAUGGAUACCAAAAACUUAGAACCUAAUACACAACUAGACUUAACCACGCAUUUAAUCGCUGCAACAAGGAUACAAUCAACUACACAUUCAGAAUCAAGCACAUAUUCACAAUCCAUAACACAUAUAGAGUCAACCACAACAAAUACACAAUCAAACAUACAUUCAGAACCCACAACCCACAUACAAUCAACCACACACUCAGAACCCAAAACAUAUAUAGAAUUCACCACACACUUACAACCAACAACUUCACAAUUAACAACACAUUUAGAAACCACAACACCUCUCAAAUUAACCACACAUUUUAAAACCACAACCAAUAUCGACUCAACCAAACAAUUAGAACCUGCAGCAACCUUGGAAUCGACCACACAUUUCAACCCUACAACACAACUACUGACAACAACACAUUUAGAACCUACAAGAAGUUUAGAUCCUAUCACAAAAGUGGACUCCACCACCUUUAACACAAUAAAUACAGCAACAGUCACAAACACAGUGAGCACAAGUCCAAACUUGUCUUAUACUACCACACAUUUUAGAAAAGUGUCCUCGAGAUUCUCUGAUGCAGAGAGCUCCACAAGCAACACAACCCAAAGUUUGCUUUUCAACAGCUCAUGGAGCCUAGCAGUACCAACAUCAUCAACACCAGAGGAAGAUGAUGCUUUGCUUGGUUUCAUGGGUGCUCAUGUGUAUAACAUUAUAAUUCCCAUUUGUCUAGUCCUCUUUCUGGUUGCAGUUGGUCUUUUACUUCUAAUUUACCUUUUGCGAAGAAAAAAGAUGGGCAUGCAUCAUGUGCAGAAAGCUGCUACAUCUUCUGCCAAACCAGAGAAUGGAGCCAGUGACAGGCAAAACUUUCGGCCAACCGACCCAGACAGAGGUAUCCCUUUAUGUGAGGUUGGAAAUGGAUCAGGAACACAAGGACAAUCUAGAAGCCAAUAUUGGGUCUAACUCCCAAUGGACACAUCCUCUUUGGUUGGCAUGAAACAUGGGAGACUUCCUCCCAACAAUUCUGAAGAUGGAGAACAAACCGUGAAAUUCUAAUAUUCCACAGAUGGACAUGUCCCUUUUUAACUUAAAAGGGUAUUGUGAAUUCCGGAAGAUACUCAAUAUGCUCAUAUCAUCUUGCACUGUGGGUCAAAUGUGACUACAUAGACCAAAUGACAAAGUUGUAGUGCAGGAUGAACUGAGGCAUCUACUGCUGUCCAUGUCGUUGACCAUAGGGAUCAGUGUAAACAAUUUGUAUGUGUAUUCUGUAUAAAAUAUAUGCUGUACCGCA
Molecule: messenger RNA, 7834 nt
Organism: Spea bombifrons (plains spadefoot toad)
Lineage: Eukaryota; Metazoa; Chordata; Amphibia; Anura; Pelobatidae
Gene: CSPG4
Product: chondroitin sulfate proteoglycan 4
Exons: 10
Coding region: 1-7506 (2501 amino acids)
Source: RefSeq, a predicted model, not a curated record